Molecule: messenger RNA, 4280 nt
Organism: Pecten maximus
Lineage: Eukaryota; Metazoa; Mollusca; Bivalvia; Pectinida; Pectinidae
Product: protein amalgam-like
Exons: 8
Coding region: 92-1183 (363 amino acids)
Cellular component (GO): neuron projection
Source: RefSeq, a predicted model, not a curated record
CAUCAUCUGCGCAUGUCCAAAGGUGUGCGUCCAUGUUUGAAAGCAAAGGAAGAAAUUUUAGUUAUGUGCUGAGCAGGACACACUGUUUACAAUGAGGAUUCUACUGCUGUUGGUGGUGUUACCGGCCGUUUUUUGUGUCGACCCUGAAGUAAUCAUUAAGGACACAAACCCAGGAACAAAGAUGUUACCUGGUGGUACCAAACAGAUCGUCAUCAACAAGAACAAAGACGCCUACUUAACGUGUGUCGUCCACAACAAACAGGCCGACACUGAGGUCGAGUGGAGACUGGUUUCCCAAGGAUUCUCCUUCACGAUAUCUGUCGGACAAGAUUCCAAGGAUCCUUUCCGUUACCAGGUCGACCAGCCGUCAGCCAUUUCCUGGCGUCUGAAAGUCCAGAAUGUACAAGUUUGGGCGUCUGAUUCGCGCUACGUCUGUCAGGUCCUCAUUGGUGACAAGAAGUACGCUAAGGACGAGCGUACCAUCAGGGUCGUCGAUCCUCCUAAGAUCCUCGAUCUACUGACGGACAGUGAUAUGACGGUCGAGGAAGGUAAUCCUCUUGCCCUCCGUUGUAACGCUACAGGUGUGCCAUUCCCGAAGGUCAAGUGGCAGAGGCUUGCUGGAGGACUCCUACCCAGUGGUGGGGCAGAACACGCUGAUUUUACCAUGAACAUGGGAAUCGCAACUCCGAGUCACCGUGGAGCCUACAAGUGUUCGGCUCAGAAUGAUGCGGGGAAGGAUGAGCGUAUCGUUGUAAUUAACAUCAUUUUCAAGCCCCGAGUACAACAGCGACAUCGCAUCGUGUCUCAGGCUGUUGGUUACCGUACCGACCUCGAGUGUACGGCAGCAGGGUACCCCAUACCGGAGGAAAGUCAGUUUAUCUGGACCAAGUUAGGCAAGCCAGUGACUGGCAGCAAUUACAAGGUGACCUAUAUCCAGGGUGCCUCUAACAACGUCUUCAGCAAACUGACCAUCUUCAAUGUCCAGCUCUCAGAUUUCGGCCUCUACAGCUGUACCGCCUCCAACGUUAAAGGCGACUCUGUUCCCGCCCAGAUAGAAUUAAAACAAUCCAACACACCCACUCCUGACAGUACAGGACAGAUCCGUAGUGGUGCCGGGGUUCUCAGUUUCAGCCUUACAACCAUCCUCACUUUGUUACUGGUGUGUCUUCUACAGAAAAUGUAAAACAUUCAUAGUCAACUACCCGAGACAAGACAUGCCCAUAACAUUCCUAGACUCCUGGUAUGUCCUAUUAUCACAUCCAGGACUCAUUACUUGGAGACUCAUCAGUAAGUCGGAGAGACUCAUUGGUAACUCGGAGACUCAUUGGUAACUCGGAGACUCCACUUCUGUCCCCAUUGUGUACCAGGAUGUUUACCGAUGUUUUGGGGGUUGAUACUGCAGUUUUACAUGGACAAUAGAUACCUACAGGACAAUAGAUACCUACAGGACAAUAGAUACCUACAGGAGAAUAGACACCUACAGGACAAUAGAUACCUACAGGACAAUAGAUACCUACAGGAGAAUAGACACCUACAGGACAAUAGAUACCUACAGGACAAUAGAUAUCUACAGGACAAUAGACACCUACAGGACAAUAGAUACCUACAGGACAAUAGACACCUACAGAACAAUAGAUACCUACAGGACAAUAGAUACCUACAGGACAAUAGAUACCUACAGGACAAUAGAUACCUACAGGAGAAUAGACACCUACAGGACAAUAGAUACCUACAGGACAAUAGAUAUCUACAGGACAAUAGACACCUACAGGACAAUAGAUACCUACAGGACAAUAGACACCUACAGGACCAUAGAUACCUACAGGAGAAUAGACACCUACAGGACAAUAGAUACCUACAGGAGAAUAGACACCUACAGGACAAUAGAUACCUACAGAACAAUAGAUACCUACAGGACAAUAGAUACCUACAGGACAAUAGAUACCUACAGGACAAUAGAUACCUACAGGACAAUAGAUACCUACAGGACAAUAGAUACCUACAGGACAAUAGACACCUACAGGACAAUAGAUACCUACAGGACAAUAGACACCUACAGGACAAUAGAUACCUACAGGACAAUAGACACCUACAGGACAAUAGAUACCUACAGGACAAUAGAUACCUACAGGACAAUAGACACCUACAGAACAAUAGAUACCUACAGGACAAUAGAUACCUACAGGACAAUAGAUACCUACAGGACAAUAGAUACCUACAGGAGAAUAGACACCUACAGGACAAUAGAUACCUACAGGACAAUAGAUACCUAAAGGACAAUAGAUACCUACAGGACAAUAGACACCUACAGGACAAUAGACACCUACAGGACAAUCUACAUCUACAGGACAAUAGAUACCUACAGGACAAUAGACACCUACAGGACAAUAGAUACCUACAGGACAAUAGACACCUACAGGACAAUAGAUACCUACAGGACAAUAGACACCUACAGGACAAUAGACACCUACAGGACAAUAGACACUUACAGGACAAUAGAUACUUACAGGACAAUAGAUACCUACAGGACAAUAGACACCUACAGGACAAUAGACACCUACAGGACAAUAGAUACCUACAGGACAAUAGAUACCUACAGGACAAUAAUACUAUAAUGUCUGAUCUGGCUCAAACAUGGAAAAGUCGCCGUAUGAAGAAAUUAGUAUUUUUGCUAUCCAGAGAUUUUUAUAGCAAUAUUUAGUUAAUGAAUAUUUCUUCAUUUCCCAUCAUUACAUACUUUUUGUAUAUAAAAAACAAUGUAAAUUUGAGUAUGAUGGUGAUUACUGUGACAUCAUUAAACUGUGUAAGACUGGUGAUAUGAAGAUAUAGCAUGAAGAGAAUUUUACCUGAUGGUGUGGAACUCGGAGAAGAUCUGAAUCUUUGACGAGGAAUUCUACAGAUGUGGAUAUCAAAAAGGUAUCAACAUAAGAAUGAAACAGUUCUUCAGGGUUGAGAAACUUCUUUAACAAUGUUUUAGUAUACAAAAUUAUUAGGUGAUUUAAUUUGUUUUAAAAAACUAUUUCAUAUUCAUAUGACCAGGUAAAUGUGUGUGACCUAAUUAGGUCACAGAAAUCAAAUUUUAAAUAAUCAAGGUAAAUAUCAUACAUUUUUUUUAAUACGUUAUUCAUUCACCGGAGUAGAGAAGUCCUGUUUUAUAUAGCCAUAUGUACAUACACACAUAUUCAGUCAGCUGUUUGUCAUCAAGUGUUGUGAAUAUUAUCAUUUGUAUAUUUUGUAAAAAACAAAUAAUAUUUUUCUAGGUAAUAUAAUCAUGUUUUGUAUAUAAUAAUGAUAUUGAUGUCAUCCUUCCAAACUUCAUGCCCGACAAAUUAUUUCCGGUUUGAUAUUUCACUUUCACGAUUGAAUUUUUAUUGAAUUUAAAUAUACAUUAUUGUAUGUAUAUCUGAGGAGACAUCAAAUUCAUCAAUACACUUUUUACUCCGAAUUUAAGUAGAAAUUAUGAAGUUACGACACGUUUAGUACAAGAUUAUGUGGUUUUGUAUGUGAUAAUAGUGAUAUGGGUCAUAAUAUAUAAGUCAUAACAUUUAAAAAAAAAAAAAUCAAUUUCUUUGCAAUAAACAAUGAAUCCAUUAUGACUGUGUUUGGAAGAUGACUGAGACUUGUACUUGGAAGACUGACUUCUGUAUAUAAUCAUUUGUACAUUUUAACAUUUGAAAGCAUCAAUUUUGUAUGUCAACAUUUUAACAAAAUUUCAUUUUUUAACAAUAAUCAUUUUUAUAUUGACAAGGUACUGUGUAGCGUUAUAGCUGUGUAUCUCAUCAUUAACCGGGACCAAUGCCUUUGUACUGUUAAACGUCUUCCCUCCCCAAUAGUGUGGAUUUCAUUCGACAAAAUUAUUAACAUUGGUUUUGAAAUCUUACCAAAUUAUGAUUAAAGCUUGUUUGAAACAAGAAUUUUUAUUGGCUUGAAAAUUAAGAUAAUUUCUAAGAGAAAAUAUUUCGUCUAUAAAACAAAUGUUCACAAGGAAUGUGUCAAUUAGAUUGUUCUAAUCAAUUUGAAUAUAUUUUGAAAAUAAAUCGGACUUGCUUAAAAUGCCCAUUUUUUUUAGGGAAAUAAAAGUUGUAUUUAUUACCGUUAAUAGGUUAUUUCAAUGCAUCAAAAUUUCUAAAAUAUUAUUUCUAUGCAUUUUGCUCUGUAACCAUGGAAACAGGUAAAUUUAUCCGGAAUGGUAUGUAAUAUAAUUAUAUUUUACUUUCAGAUCGUAGUAAGAUUUGUAAGACAGAAUGAUGAAUCAAUAAAUAAAAAAUUGACAAUUAUUA